This is a messenger RNA of Cucurbita pepo subsp. pepo (vegetable marrow), 1035 nucleotides long. NCBI's taxonomy places the organism in Eukaryota, Viridiplantae, Streptophyta, Magnoliopsida, Cucurbitales, Cucurbitaceae. The record is from RefSeq and is a predicted model, not a curated record.
AUGGAGUGGGUUCGAGGCCACCAACUGGGUCGCGGAAGUUUUGCCACAAUCUAUUUAGCCAAGUUUACAAAUGGGUCCGAUCAGCAUCUGCCAUUAAUGGCGGUCAAAUCCUCUGUUUCUGAAUCCUCUGUUUCGCUCAAGAACGAGAAGCAAAUUCUGGAUCGAAUUGGGAGUUGCCCGCAAAUCAUCACUUGUUUUGGGGAUGGAUUUAGUGUUAAAAAAGAUGGGGACAAGUAUUAUAAUCUGUUAUUGGAGUAUGCCAAUGGCGGAAGCCUUGCGGAUGCUCUGAAAAUCCACGCCGGUGGGUUGCCGGAAUUCGAUGUUCGAAGGUAUACGAGGGGGAUUCUUUGUGGGCUUCGGUAUAUUCAUUGCAAUGGGUUUGUUCAUUGCGAUUUGAAGCUUUCCAAUGUGUUAAUUUUUGGGAAUGGUGAUGUUAAGAUCGCUGAUUUUGGGCUUGCUAAACCCGCGGGAAAAAUGAAGGCGGCGGAAACAGAGGAGAGGUUUCAGUGGAGAGGGACUCCGAUGUAUAUGUCACCGGAGAAUGUCAACGGCGGUGAGUAUGAGCCGCCGUGUGAUGUUUGGGCAUUAGGUUGCGCCGUCGUGGAGAUGGUGGCAGGAAAGCCGGCGUGGAGAGUUGGGCCGGAAACGGAUAUAUUCGCGCUGAUGAUGAGAAUCGGAGUCGGAGACGAAGUACCGGAGGUUCCGGAGAAUCUAUCAGCGGAGGGGAAAGAUUUUCUCCGGCGAUGUUUUGUCAAGGAUCCGAGAAAUCGGUGGACGGCGGAGAUGCUUUUGAAUCACCCAUUUGUCGCUGGUGGCGGCAGUACUGUUACAUUGAAGGAAGCGGAACUGGCGACGGAGUCGCCGACGGGUCCUUUCGACUUCCCGGAAUUCGUUUGCUCCGAACAAGGUCCGGAAGAGUUGAGUUUGUGUUGGGGUAAUUCGUCGCCGGAGAAGAUGAGGAGGAGGGUGGGGGAAUUGGUAACCGAGAAGCCAUUGCAUUGGUCUGUGAUGGAUAGUUGGGUGACAGUGAGGUGA